Molecule: messenger RNA, 6710 nt
Organism: Salvelinus fontinalis (brook trout)
Lineage: Eukaryota; Metazoa; Chordata; Actinopteri; Salmoniformes; Salmonidae
Product: disintegrin and metalloproteinase domain-containing protein 15-like
Exons: 22
Coding region: 514-3177 (887 amino acids)
Biological process (GO): integrin-mediated signaling pathway; innate immune response; proteolysis
Molecular function (GO): metalloendopeptidase activity; integrin binding
Source: RefSeq, a predicted model, not a curated record
CCCUGUUCGGGGGUUGAAAUGCGAUUACACCAUCGCUGUAAACACGCACUCAGUCUUGUAUGUGCGAAGCUGUCUGUCUUUCAGGAAUUAAGAUAUUCUGAAUAGUACUUUGGGAGUUUAACGAGAUCACUGUGGGCUCAUCUCCGCUACGGAAUGGACAUAUGUUGUAGUAGCUCUGUGUGUGAAGGUAACGGUACUGGAAAUAUGACCUUGCGAUAACGGCAGCCACAGACAGCGGGUCGGGCUUGGUUAGAGGUCUGUUACAGGACUUUAUGGUGUAGGCUAAUGGCGCAGGUGAAUGAAGCCUCUUGAAAUAAAGUCACACGUUCGAUUGACUGGCACAAGCAACACUUCUGCUCUGCGCAUGCAUUUAUGGAUCGCUAUCAUGGACUUUCGCUUGACAUUUGCCCCUGUAGGCAAAUUGAGGUAGCCGUAUAGUUGCCUCCAACAGAACCUGUGACCUUUCUCCGUUUUUGAAUGCCUUGUUUUACACUUUUUUACGUUGAUUAGUUGAUGGACAAGAGCCAAUGUCACUGCGCAACAAUGUUUCUAUCUCGAGCUCUGGUAACGUUGGUGCUACUUGAGACUGUAACAUUUCGCGGUACUCAAUCAAAUACGUUACCUAGUAACCGUUUAGGAUUGCUGGACGAUGCCGAUUUGCAGGAAUAUCUGCUGGCGGAAAGUCAUAUGAACUCAAAUAAGACAGAGAUGGAGAAGCCACAAGAGAAGCUGUCUCCUUUGAACACAACCACAGUAUCGUCUCACUCCUCACUUAUAAGUCCAGAGCACCACCAUGGUAGUAGGCACGGCAAGCCACUGGAGAGGACCAGGCCCUUUGUCGUAGUGGACGGACACAAGAGAAGUCUGAGUGAGGCCUUGCAGAACGGUCACCCAGACAAGCUACAGUGUGGUCUUCAAUUUGGAGGCAGCAUCUAUCUUUUGGACCUGGAGAAAAACCAUGAUCUCCUGCCCAAGCCCCCCAAUGUCUUCUACUACCUCCCUAAUGGCACUGGGGUUUCUUUAGAGGAGAGCACAGUGACUCACUGCUACUACCACGGCUCAGUGAGGGGCUUCCCACAGUCCAGGGUGGCUCUCAGUACCUGCUCUGGACUCAGGGGUGUGGUGGCUAUCAACUCCACCCUGAGCUUUGAGCUGCAGCCUGAGGAAGACCACGAGGAGGGGGCAGAGGAGAGUGGAGGGGAGGAGGAGGAGGGGAUGCACCUGCUUUACUCCACCAGACCUCUGGAGAGGGGUAAUGUUGGGGGCUGUGGGGUGUCCCAUACACCUGUACCCCCCAUCCACAUCCCACCACAAGUCCCACACAGGAGUAAAAGGGACAUUCUCUCAGAGACCAAGUACAUAGAGCUUGUGCUUGUAGCUGAUCACGAAGAGUACCUUAACUACCAGAAAAUCAACAAGACUAUCAUCUAUCGAAUGCUGGAUGUGGCCAACCAAGUAGACUGGUUCUACCGGCCGCUGAGUGUGCGUGUGGCUCUAACUGGACUGGAGAUCUGGAGUGAUCAGGAUAAGAUCCAGGUUGACAAGAGUCCUUCAGACACCCUCAACCGCUUCCUGGAGUGGCGCACCAGAGAGCUGCUGCCCCGCCUGCACCACGACAAUGCUCAGCUCAUUAUGGGGGAGUCAUUUGAUGGAACUACAGUGGGAAUGGCAUCUCAGUCUUCCAUGUGCUCCAAGGACCGGUCAGGAGGGGUCAAUGUGGAUCACCUGGUCAGUGUACUGGGGGUGGCGUCCACCAUUGCCCAUGAGCUCGGGCACAAUCUGGGCAUGAAUCAUGACACGGCCGACCGGCGCUGCCAGUGUCAGAACGAGCCACGCCUGGGAGGCUGCAUCAUGGAGCCAUCUACUGGGUUCAUGCCAGGCCAGCUGUUCAGCAGCUGCAGUGCCAGAGACCUGUCCCUCAGCCUGCUCCAUGGUGGGGGGAUGUGCCUCUUCAACAUGCCCCAGCCUGAGAAACUGCUGGGGGGGCCACGCUGUGGAAACCUCUACGUGGAGAAGGGAGAGGAGUGUGACUGCGGCCUGCUGGAUGAGUGUAACGAUCCCUGCUGCAACGCCACCACCUGUAAACUGGUUCCUGGGGCCCAGUGUUCCUCCGAUGGCAUCUGUUGUGACAACUGCAAGCUGCGUUCAGGUGGAUGGAUGUGUCGGCAGCCCCUGGGGGAGUGUGACCUCCCAGAGCACUGCACCGGUACCUCUCCCUACUGCCCCCCCAACGUGUUCCUGCAGAACGGCGAGCCCUGCGAGGAAGGCUCCUCCUACUGCUACAGCGGGGUCUGCGCCAGCUUCAACACACAGUGCCAGAUGUUGUGGGGACCUAAUUCCACAAGGGCUCCGCCUGUCUGCUUUUCCUCUGUCAACAAACAGGGCAACAAAUACGGCAACUGUGGCCAGAUGCCAAACGGAACCUACAUCCCCUGCCCUAGCAAAGAUGUGCAUUGUGGGAGGCUCCAGUGCCAGGGAGGCAACGACCGUCCGUUGCUAGGCACCAGCGCUGAGAUCCUGACCACCAAAGUAAAAUUUAACUACAGCGACUUUGUCUGCCGUGGAACCUACUUCCACCUUGGCGACGACGUCUCCGACCCUGCUAUGGUGGCACAGGGCACCGCGUGUGGUCUUGGCAAGGCCUGUUGGAACCAGCGGUGUCAGGAUGUGUCUUUGUUCGGCGUCGACGAUUGUCAGAGCAAAUGCAACGGACACGGGGUGUGCAACAGCAAUAAGAACUGCCACUGUGAUGUGGGUUGGGCUCCUCCAGACUGUAGGUACACGGGCCAUGGAGGCAGUGUGGACAGUGGCCCUGCAAGAGCACCUAGAGGAUCUAACCCGGCACGUGUGGCCUUGCUGGUCAUCUUCCUCUUCGUCCUGCCAGUGGUUCUCCUCUUCCUCGCCCUGCGUUUCCCCCGGUGUCACCGCAACCUGCCCUGCCUGGGCACUACCAGCCUCUUCCACAAGGGCACCGGACGCCAACAGAGCCGUGUGGCCCAGGGUGAGAGUUGGGGCCUGGUGUUUGCCGUGGAACAGGCUAAAAGGACCCCGGCCACAGAGCGAGUGGAUGCUCGUAACGGGGAGCAGGUCCAACCACUGAGGUACCACUGGAGCCACCAGAGUGACAUUCAAAUGACGCCGUCUCCGCCUUCUAACAAGAGGCUGAAUGGGGUUUGAAAAUAGCACCCCUUGUGUUCAGUGCCAGUAUUACAGAAUAUCCCGGGAUGGCACAAGGUCGGUAUGACAAUCAGGAUACCGUGUAUACCUAUAGUAUACACUAUAAUCUUUUAACUAUAGUAAUACUACUGCAUUUAUACUAUAGUAAAUUGUAAAUACUACAGUAAAGUCCACAAAAACACGACAGUAAAUACUAUAGUAUAUAAUUAUAGUAAUACUACAGCAUUUACAAUGCCUUAGGAAAGUAUUCAGACCCCUUGACUUUUUCCACAAUUUGUUAGGUUACAGCCUUAUUCUAAAAUGUAUUUAAAAAAAAAAAUCCUCAUCAAUUUACACACAAUACCCCAUAAAGACAUGUUUGCUCAUUUAUAAAAUAAACGGAAAUAUCAUAUUUACAUAAGUAUUCAGACCCUUUACUCAGUAUUUUGUUGAAGCACAUUUGGUAGCGAUUACAGCCUCGGAUCUUCUUGGGUAUGACGCUACAAGCUUGGCACACCUGUAAUUGGGGAGUUUCUCCCAUUCCUCUCUGCAGAUCCUCACAAGCUCUGUCAGGUUGGAUGGGGAGCGUUGCUGCACAGCUAUUUUCAGGUCCCUCCAGAGAUGUUUGAUCGGGUUCAAGUCCGAGCUCUGGCUGGAUCACUCAAGGAAAUUCAGAGACUUUUCCUGAAGCCACUCCUGUAUUGUCUUGGAUGUGUGCUUAGGGUCAUUGUCCUGUUGGAAGGUGAACCUUCGCCCCAAUCUUAGGUCUUGAGCGCUCUGGAACAGGUUUUCAUCAAGGAUCUCUGUACUUUGCUCCAUUCAUCUUAGCCUCCAUUCUGACUAGUCUCCCAGUCCCUGCUGCUGAAAAGCAUCCCCACAGCAUGAUGCUGCCACCACCAUGCUACACCAUAGGGAUGGUGCCAGGUUUCCUCCAGACGUAACGCUUGGCAUUCAGGUCAAAGAGUUACAUCUUGGUUUCAUCAGACCAGAGAAUCUUGUUUCUCAUAGUCUGAGAGUCCCUAGGUGCCUGUUGGCAAACUCCAAGCAGGCUGUCAUGUGCCUUUUUACUGAGGAGUGGCUUCCGUCUGGCCACUCUACCAUAAAGGCCUGAUUGGUGGAGGGCUGAAGAGAUGGUUGUCCUUCUGGAAGGUUCUCCCAUCUCCACAGAGGAACUCUAGAGCUCGGUCAGAGUGACCAUCGGGUUCUUGGUCACCUCCCUGACCAAAGCCUUUCUCCCGAUUGCUCAGUUUGGCCGGGCGGCCAGCUCUAGGAAGAGUCUUGGUGGUUCUAAACUUCUUCCAUUUAAGAAUGAUGGAGGCCACUGUGUUCUUGGGGACCUUCAAUGCUGCAGAAUUGUUUUGGUACCCUUCCCCAGAUCUGUGCCCCGACACAGUCCUGUCUCUGAGCUCUACGGACAAUUCCUUCGACCUCAUGUCUUGGUUUUUGCUCUGACAUGCACGGUCAACUGUCGGUCCAAUCAAUCGAAUUUACCACAGGUGGACUACAAUCAAGUUGUAGAAACAUCUCAAGGAUGAUCAAUGGAAACAGGAUGCACCUGAGCUCAAUUUUGAGUCUCAUGGCAAUGGGUCUCGGUCUGAAUACUUAUGUAAAUGAGGUAUUUCUGUUUUUUGAUUUAAUAAAUGUGCUAAUAUAAAAAAUUUAAAAAACAGUUUUUGCUUUGUCAUUAUGGAGUAUUGUGUGUAGAUUGCUGAGGAUUUUUCUUAAUAUAUUUUAGAAUAAGGCUGUAAUGUAGCAAAAUGUGGAAUAAGUCAAUGUGUCUGAAUACUUUCCGAAGGCACUGCAUACUAUAGUAUUUUUUAAAUGUGGGGAGCUAUUCCUGAAUGUUGCAAUGUUAUAGACAGGUCUAUCUUGUUCAAGACUGAUGUUUUUGAAUUUGUAGAAGAGGAUGAGGCUACAUGUGUAUAAAGAAAAGCAUAAAAGCAUAAAGAAAAUACAAAAAGCAUCUAACACAUUAACAAGGUCUACAGUUAGUAACUACACUGAACAAAAAUAUAAACGCAACAUGCAACAAUUUCAAAGAUUUUACUGAGUUACAGUUUAUAAAAAAACAUAUGGAAAUCAGUCAAUUCAAAUACAUUCAUUAGGCCCUAAUCUAUGGAUUUCAUUUGAUGGUCACAGGUACCUUUAAAAAAAGGUAGGGGCGUGGAUCAGAAAAUCAGUCAGUAUCUGGUGUGACCACCAUUUGCCUCAUGCUGAGCAUCACCUCCUUCACAUAGAGUUGAUCAGGCUGUUGAUUGUGGCCUGUUGUUCCACUCAUCUUCAAUGGCUGUGCGAUGUUGCUGGAUAUUGGCUGGAACACACUGUCUUACACGUCGAUCCAGAGCAACCCAAACAUGUUCAAUGGGUGACAUGUCUGGUGAGUAUGGAAGAACUGGGACAUUUUCAGCUUCCAGGAAUUAGGUACAGAUCCUUGCGACAUGGGGCCGUGCAUUAUCAUGCUGAAACAUGAGGUGAUGGCGGCAGAUGAAUGGCAUGACAAUGGGCCUCAAGAUCUCGUCACGGUAUCUCUGUGCAUUCAAAUAGCCAUUGAUAAAAUGCAAUUGUGUUCGUUAUCUGUAGCUUAUGCCUGCCCAUACUAUAACCCCACCGCCACCAUGGGGCACUCUGUUCACAGCGUUGACGUCAGCAAACUGCUCGCCCAUGCGACGACAUACAUGCUGUCUGCCAUCUGCCUAGUACAGUUGAAACCAGGGAUUCAUCUGUGAAGAGCACACUUCUCCAGCGUGCCAGUGGCCAUCAAAGGUGAGCAUUUGCCUACUGAAGUCAGUUACGACGCCAAACUACUGUGAGCUUCCCUGAUACAGUUUCUGCAGAAAUUCUUCAGUUGUGCAAACCCACAGUUUCCUCAGCUGUCUGGGUGGCUAGUCUCAGACAAUCCCGCAAGUGUUGAAGCCGGAUGUGGAGGUCAUGUGCUGGCGUGGUUACACGUGGUCUGCGGUUGUGAGAAAUGAACAUGUAAUUCUCUGGCAACAGCUCUGGUGGACAUUCCUGCAGUCAGCAUGCAAAUUGUAUGCUCCCUCAACUUGAGACAUCUGUGGCGUUGUGUGACAAAACUGCACAUUUUAGAGUGGCCUUUUAUUGUCCGCAGCACUUGGUGCACCUGUGUAAUGAUAAUGGUGUUUAAUCAGCUUCUUGAUAUGCCACACUUUUUAGGUGGAUGAUUUAUUUGAGCAAAGGAGAAAUGCUCACUAACAGGGAUGUAAACAAAUUUGUACACAGCAUUUUAGAGAAACAAGCUUUUUGUGUAUGUUGAACAUUUCUGGGAUCUUUUAUUUCGGCUCAUGAAACAUGGGAUCAACACUUUACGUGUUUCGUUUAUAUUUUUGUUCAGUGUAUGUUCUCAAGUGACCAAUUCAUAUUUUCUCAAUCUGAGAGUUGAAUAUGUAAUGCUCAAUUCUAAUAACUAACUUACCCUCCAAUGCAUGUUUCCAUUGGCUGUCAAAACCCUUUGACUCCUGUUUUCUCAGGUUCAGGACAGACCUGCUCCGCCUACUAAGCCACUCCCCCCUGACCCUGUCUUAAAACAAGCCCAG